Sorex fumeus (smoky shrew) is the source of this 1436-nucleotide messenger RNA. It is a transcript of the gene CDK4, whose product is annotated as cyclin dependent kinase 4. The transcript is spliced from 8 exons. Lineage: Eukaryota; Metazoa; Chordata; Mammalia; Eulipotyphla; Soricidae. Bases 225 to 1136 code for a protein of 303 amino acids. Gene Ontology annotation, biological process: G1/S transition of mitotic cell cycle; signal transduction; regulation of G2/M transition of mitotic cell cycle. Gene Ontology annotation, molecular function: cyclin-dependent protein serine/threonine kinase activity; cyclin binding; ATP binding. Gene Ontology annotation, cellular component: cyclin-dependent protein kinase holoenzyme complex; nucleus; cytoplasm. The record is from RefSeq and is a predicted model, not a curated record.
CCCCAGUUUCCGCGCGCCUCUCUGGCAGCUGGUCACAUGGUGAGGGUGGGGGUAAGGGGGGCCUCUCUAGCCUGCGGCCUGUGUGUCUAUGGUCAGGCCCGCAGAGUCCAGCUGCCCCGGACACUGCUUGAGUAUAUGGCGUGGCGGCACCCUGCUCCUGGGCACCGAUAACGGGAAGCCCCCGCAGCUCCAGACUCCGGGUGGGGAUUUCUUCUGAUCUGGGAAUGGCUACCUCUCGAUAUGAACCCGUGGCCGAGAUUGGUGUCGGUGCAUACGGGACGGUGUAUAAGGCCCGGGAUCCCCACAGUGGCCACUUUGUGGCUCUUAAAAGUGUGAGAGUCCCCAAUGGAGAAGGUGCUGGAGGGGGCCUGCCUAUCAGCACCGUCCGGGAGGUGGCAUUGCUGAGGCGGCUGGAGGCCUUUGAGCAUCCCAAUGUUGUCCGGCUGAUGGACGUCUGUGCCACCGCCCGGACCGACCGGGAGACCAAAGUGACCCUGGUAUUUGAGCAUGUGGACCAAGACCUGAGAACUUAUCUGGAUAAGGCCCCCCCACCAGGUUUGCCAGUGGAGACCAUCAAGGAUCUGAUGUGCCAGUUUCUGAGAGGACUGGAUUUUCUUCAUGCCAACUGCAUCGUUCACCGAGACCUGAAGCCAGAGAACAUUCUGGUGACAAGUAAUGGAACAGUCAAGCUGGCUGACUUUGGCCUGGCGAGAAUCUAUAGCUACCAGAUGGCACUCACUCCUGUGGUCGUUACACUCUGGUACCGCGCUCCAGAAGUUCUUCUGCAGUCUACAUAUGCAACACCAGUGGACAUGUGGAGUGUUGGCUGUAUCUUCGCCGAGAUGUUCCGUCGAAAGCCUCUCUUCUGUGGAAACUCUGAAGCUGACCAGUUAGGCAAAAUCUUUGACCUCAUCGGGCUGCCCCCAGAAGAAGACUGGCCUCGAGAUGUGUCUCUGCCCCGAGGAGCCUUUUCUCCCAGAGGGCCCCGCCCAGUGCAGUCAGUGGUACCUGAGAUGGAAGAGUCUGGAGCACAACUGCUACUGGAGAUGCUGACUUUUAACCCACACAAGCGGAUCUCUGCCUUCCGAGCCCUGCAGCACCCUUACCUACAAAAUGGAGAAGGUAACCCAGAGUGAGCAAUGGAGAGGCUCCAGCAGAACCAGAAGCCGUCAUUUCCCUUCCUUUGAAUCUGAGAGGAGAAGCCCUCACUGCGGCCAUCUGCCUGAGCUGAGGCGGUGGAAUUCCAUCACCGACUUUUUCACCAGCUUUUUUACAGAGAAUAUUUUGCUGCCUUAAUGACAUUUCCCCCACUCCUCUUUUAGAGGUGUGUCCUUCUGUGCUCUCUUUCCUUUAGAUCAGGGGGGUGUGCCUUGUUUUCCCUUUUCCUACCUGAUAUUGGGGUCCUUUUUUUAUACACGAAAACAAAACAAAACAGA